Molecule: messenger RNA, 12167 nt
Organism: Myiozetetes cayanensis
Lineage: Eukaryota; Metazoa; Chordata; Aves; Passeriformes; Tyrannidae
Gene: SYT14
Product: synaptotagmin 14
Exons: 6
Coding region: 821-3211 (796 amino acids)
Source: RefSeq, a predicted model, not a curated record
ACUAACAAAUUACCGAAUACUUUUAAUACGACAAAGUCUUUAAGGAUCAUGCAUAACAAAGAAACUUAGACCUUGAAAAAGAUAUUGAGGGUUGGUAAAACAACCCCUUUCUACUUUUGUGUUGUGGAAAUUGAACAGGCUUUUUUAGCUGACUUGAGAGAAAGAGACAGGCAUCAGGAAACAGAAUGGGAAAUUGGAGAGGUCUUCUUCCCCUGUACCUCUUUAAAAUAUGGAGAUAAAUUUUUAUUUUCAGUUUUCUUGGAGAUAAAAAAAGUUCUUCCCCUAAGAAGUCUGUCAUAUUAACUUGCUUUUUUGCUACAAAACAAAUCUUCAUGUUCCAAAAGACCUUACCUUAUUUAAAAGACAACAGAUAUUUUGGGGUGAAGAAGUCUCCAUGAUGUGUGUUGUGUUGUGUUAAAAACUUGUUUCAGUGUGACAUUGAUGUAAGGAUAUAAUUUAACUCACAACUUCUUCUUUGCAGGUUAGAAUAAAAAAAAAAAAUUUCCACCUCACACAGUGUUCUGGUUUUUGAAAAUAAUGAAUUUUUUUAUGGCUAGUUGGUGCUGCAGUUGAUGAAAGACUAUGGUUUUGCUGGUUGAUUGUGGCCUCGUUUCAAGGUAUUUACUUAGCUGUUUUCUUAGUAUUUUCAAUGCACAUUGAAUGGAAAGAGGAAAGCUGCGACUUCCCCUGGUAAAUAUAUUGAUUUUUGAGAUAGCAAAAGUAAAUAGCUCUGAAAUUGAACUUGGAGAAACAGAGAUGAUCUGUUUGUGAAACAGAGGACCUUUCAUUAUUAAAAGUUGUUGCUGAAUAGGCUGGACAAAUGGCGUUUUUCAAAAACCUUCACCAAAAUCUGAGCCUUCCCUCUGUGUCUUCCCUGGUGGACACGCUUAGCAGUGCUGUGGAUGAUCUGGCCAGUGUUGUUGGAGAGGUCAGCUACACUGUAGCUGAUUCAGUAACAGAACAAGUAACCAGCAUGAUAAAUGGCCUUCGUGCAGAAGACGAGAGCUCCAAAAUGCAGAAUGAUAAACCUGUGGAAGGGAGAGAAGAACAUACACCACCAGUAACUCAUUCUCAGGAAACUAGCAUGAAAGUGAAGAGGGGUGUCACAGAACACAAAGAGACUCAUAGUUCUAAUUCAUUAGAUUUUGUAAAAAAAGGUACAAGUCAAAUUGGAGUAUCUGACCAUGUCUUGGACAAAAACCAGUGCCAGUUAAAGGGCACAGAUAAUAAUAAUCCAUCCAGUUAUACAGAAGUACCUCAGGUUUUGAAGUCUGUAGGAGGACCUUUUGAAAGGGAAGCCGUAGGGGGAAAUGGGUAUAUUGUAAAUGAUGAAUUCUUGAAGGAUAGUCACCUGAAAAGUAAUAAAUUUACCAUGGAGCAAUCUAUUGAGAAGCAAGAUAAUUGUCUAUAUGAACUAUUGGAUAAUUCAAAGAAUCGCUUGCAUAGAAAAAUCAAAUCACGUUCACCUGGAGUUGAUAUUAAGGAUUCUGAUCAAGUACAUAGUAUGCAUGUUCCCCAAGAUUUAGAAACAAAACUUGUUGAAGUACAAAGGCAAAAAUUAUCAGACUCCAACUUGAAGAAGAUGCACAAUGACGACCCCAAUUGCCUAAAUGAAAUCAAAGAAAAGAAAUUGGAAACCUUUUUUGACAGAAAAGGAAAAUUCAUCUCAAAUGAAGACAGUAUGUCAACUACAAGUGCAAAUGAUGGUAAAAAGAAAAACUCAAAGAAAUUAGAGAGAGAGCUAUGUAAUAAGAAGACAGCAGGAAAAGACAAUUCUUAUAUGAGUAAAGACCAGCAUGGUUCAUCAUCUGAGAGUGAAGAUGAAGCACUGGGUAAAUAUCAUGAGGCCUUGUCUAGAACCCAGACUUCCAGGCUGCCAGUGGUGGAUGGCAGACAGCAAAAAAACUAUAUAUGGGAAACCAGACAAAAAUAUAGUCCCCUGUCUGCAGAAUAUGAUGGAUACAGUAGUGAAGCCUCAAUAGAUGAAGCGAACUGCAUACAGAGGAUGAGAAGAACACCUCCGCUAGAUGAACUGCAGCCGCCUCCAUACCAGGAUGACAGUGGUUCUCCUCAUCUUUCCUGUACGCCUUCUGAAGUCGGAGACAGUAAAUGUGAAUAUUCCCAGUGUAGCAACAGUCCGAGAUGUUCAUAUAAGUGCCCAAGUGAGGGAAGCACGGGACACGAAAUAGAAAGCUUUCAUAACAAAGGAUACGAAGAGGAUGUGCCAAGUGAUAGCACAGCCAUUCUUAGUCCGGAGGAUAUGUCAGCUCGAGGAUCAUCUUCACAGCUUCCUAAACCUUUUGAUCCUGAGCCAGUAGCUAAAUAUGGCACACUGGAUGUGACUUUUGACUAUGACUCACAGGAACAGAAGCUUUUGGUGACAGUGACAGCUGUCACAGACAUUCCCACAUACAGCAGGACAGGUGGAAGCUCGUGGCAAGUACACCUAGUCCUUCUCCCUAUAAAGAAGCAGAGAGCAAAAACCAGCAUCCAGCGGGGACCGUGCCCUGUCUUCACAGAGACAUUCAAAUUUAAUCACGUUGAGUCUGAGAUGAUUGGGAAUUAUGCAGUUCGCUUUAGACUGUACAGCGUACGUCGCAUGAAAAAAGAGAGGAUUGUGGGAGAAAAGAUUUUUUACUUAACAAAAUUGAAUCUUCAAGGGAAGAUGUCAGUGCCAGUGAUACUGGAACCUUCUUACAGUCUGUCUGGCUGUGACUCUCAAAUGAGCAUGUCAGAAGUGUCCUGCAGUGAAAGUACCUCCUCUUGUCAGUCUCUGGUACAUGGCUCAGCUCCAGAAAUCCUCAUUGGCCUCCUUUAUAAUGCUACAACUGGAAGAUUAUCAGCAGAAGUGAUAAAAGGCAGCCACUUCAAAAACUUGGCAGCAAACAGACCACCCAAUACGUAUGUUAAGUUAACACUGCUGAACUCGAUGGGGCAAGAGAUGUCCAAAUGCAAAACUUCCAUCCGCCGAGGACAGCCAAACCCAGUGUACAAGGAAACUUUCGUUUUCCAGGUGGCUCUGUUUCAGCUGUCGGACGUGACACUCAUACUGUCUGUAUAUAAUAAGCGCAGCAUGAAGCGAAAAGAGAUGAUAGGGUGGAUUUCCUUAGGUCUCAACAGCUCAGGAGAAGACGAACUCAAUCACUGGACUGAAAUGAAAGAAUCUAAAGGACAGCAAGUGUGUAGGUGGCAUACUUUACUAGAAUCAUAAUGGAUGGUAGGAAGUGUGGUCAUGGUUUAAAGGGACUUUGUUCUCCCGAGAAGAUGAUCAUCUCUGGUCACAAUCAACAGAUCUGUUACAGGAGUAAAAAAACAAAAAUUGAGGUCAACAUUCCAUCAUAAAGAGUGCACAACAUGCAAAAUGGCGGAAUUUAAUAUACAAUCUUCACUUAGUGUCAUAAACUUCCUUGGUGUCAGAGAAGCCUGGCUGUACACAGAUACGUUAGCAGUCCCUUCCCUAUCCACCUGAUGCUGUAUUUGUUUGGGUUUGUUUUGUGGUUUUCAAUUCAGAAACAUUUUGUGUAAGGUUCUUUGAAUUUAUGUAAGCUCCUCCUUGUGUACUUUUUGUAUUGCUUUAAUACUGUAGCUUCUGACCUGCCUGCGUUCAGAUUAAAGGUCAAUAGUUUGCACUUUGAGAAAAAGUUAAUGGUCUGUCUAGCAAAAGCAAAAAAAAAAAAAACAAAACCCAUUGGUGAAAGAACACUUAGUAAUAUAGUAAAUAGAAAUAUACUGUUGUUUUACACUGAGUUUCUUUCCAGGAGCUUAGUACAAGUAAGUUUUGAAUUUUUGAUGUGCAGUUGGUUUGAAAAAUACUAGCAUUUGGGCAUCAGGUGAACUUUGACAUCGAACUAAUGUUUCUUCAAUCUGUGACAGGAACGAGCUCUAUAUAUGGCAUAAAUUGGGUUUUUCCCUCUUGCCUGUACUUCUGCCUAAUCCAAAGAGACCAGAUCAUUAGUUUGGUCCCUUCCAAAACUCCUUAGACAGGUUGUACUGUAAAACUAUGUAACUUUCUGUUGAAAGCACUUCCUGUAUUCAUGUAUUCCAAUGUAGGAAGCUCAUAGAGCACGACUUUACUAAAAUAUAUUUUCAUUAAACAAAUUGAUACAGAUUUCUUUAAAAUGUCAGCAGUUCGAAGUUAGGCUGAAAGACUGUGAAGGAAGGUGCAGCAGUUGAACUGCUCUGAAUGAAUGUGAAAUACUAUGGCUUUGCUUGAAGCAGGUGUGAGUCUCUUCUGAGCUCUUUUAGGAACUACCAUAUGCUGUUCACUGGAACUAGAGAGCAGACAAGGAGUUUUUACCUUUCUUCUUGAAGAAGAGAACAUCAGUAAGUUGUAUUUCUAGUGAUUUUCCAGCAAUUGAAUGAAUGUUCCCACACAAAAUAGAAGUUUGCUUUGCUUGUGUUCAGGCUGGGAAACAUGGCUUUCUAAUGAUGCAGAUGAGAAGUUGCAGUAUUACAAGAAGGUUUGCCAUCAGAUAAACACUUGUGGCAUCCACCAAAAUUGGGGGAAAUAUCAGUGCUUCUGAGAUUCCUAUUUGCCCCAAAUGCUUUAGCUGGACUAGCGCUGAUUUAUUGACUGCUGAAUCUAAUUCAUAUUACUGAAAUUGUGGGUUAUUGAGUAAACAUAUUUAUUUUUAAAAAGCUUCCCAAUUCAGAUAUUCUUUUUGCCGGUAAUGAAUAAGCUCUAUUUAUUUUUAAUUGUUCCUGUAUGGAAAGCAAGCUUUUUUUAAUUAUUAUUUUUAUAAAUGAUGGUGAUGUCUUACUAAUAUGGGACCUCACUGACUGUUGUAGCACUUGGUGGGUAGAGGAGCAAAGUGUUAGAUUUUGCUGAGAGAAUUAGUGUUAGUCUGGGGUGUUCUCAUUAGGACAAGUGUUUUUCUCUUGAAUUUCUUUAUAUUGUCUUUGAAGAAUCCUGACCUUGCGUUAUACAGGCUGUCAAGUACAGUGAGAUUGGUGACGGUGAGUAUGCUGUAAUAAAGAUAUUUCACAUGGUUCUCAAAUUCUCUCACUACUUAACAAUUGCAUUAAGUCCUUUUGAAAGUAUAUUAUAAUUCCACGUGUUGGUUUAUUUGAUGCCUUUUGAUGGGUUUAUUUUCAGAGCCAGGCUUUCGGUUUUUGUGGAUUUAAAGUUUUAAACACUAUUACAGACCUUUUCGGGGUUUUUUUCCUUCUGAUAUUGCGCUGCUGCUUCAUUUACAGAAGCUUUAUUUACUAAAUACAAAUAAUGCAAAAACUUUCUUUAAACAGGAAUGGUCUUGCAGCAAUACUCUUUCAGUCCUUUUUGUUGAUCAGUUUGUGAAAUAUAAUGUUGAGCGUAGAAUUUAAUAAAAAGUCAACAUUAAUUUUAUAUGCAUAAGGAAAAUGCUCAGAUUUUCACAAUCCUUUCAGUUUUCAAUAUAAUAGAAACAAUGACUUAGAAGCUGUUCAAAAGCAGUUUUUCCUAAAUGUGGAAGUGUUUUUAUCCAUUCUCUUUGUGGAUAUUUGGAUGCUCUUUCCUGAAGCUGAAAGUUGUCUCUUGGUGGUUGUCUCUUUGUACAGGUUUUGCUAUGUAAAAUAAUGUACAAUAUUUAACAGCAAGAACUGAGCCAGUUAAUUCUAAUGGAGAAUGUACGUAACAUCACCACUGAACAAAUGAAGAAGUCAGUUUGGAAGGUGCAGCAAAUAACCUCUUACAAAACCAAACUAAACAAAACCGUGUCAUGAUGUGCAUUUCUGUUUGUAGGUUGAUUUGCAUCAGCUUUCCAUCUAACCGUUUAGAUUUUAAGGCACUGAAAUCUUAAUUUAGACACAGCGCAGAUUUAUAGUAGUCCGUGUUGGGCACAUUAGGGAAGAGGAAUCUCUCUCUAGGUCACACGACUUUUCCUGAAGUAUCCAAGACCGGUCUGUGUUUCACAGAAGCAGGAUUGAUUUACUUGGAUCUAUACUGUACAGAGCCUAGGAACUCAAUGUAUAAAGAAUGUAAAUGAAUGUUAAAUUUUGAGGCAGUAGAAUAUGGAUUUGCCAUGCAAAACCAGUCACACCAAUAAUUGGAUUCGUCUUGGGCUUUUUGUGAGUUAAUUGUAGUACCAAUAGCUGUCAUGUUGGUUUUUUUUCCUAGAAUCCGUUCUUAUUAUUUGAUUUGUUUGUAAUUUUGUUUUUCUUACUACUUAUGCGAACCUAUACUUUUGUAUUUGAAAUAUACCUUUAGAUAUUGUGGAUUUUUCAAACCUUACAUAAGGGCUUUACACAUACAUUGUGUUUUGUGCAUUCAGUUAGGUCAUAAGCACGGAACAGAAUUUCUAAAGAACAAAGUAUCAGUAACCAAUUAGAGACACUUGUGUUUUCCUCAGAGUUGGCUGUGGUUUUUUUCAUAGCUUUUUGUUGUUUGCCUUUGUUCAAAAGUACAGUAAGCACUUGGAAAAGAUUAUCAAGCUAAUUACUUUUAUGUGUACCAGUUUACCACGUAGAGAUUGCAGAUCUUGAAUUGAAUCUGUUUCCUGUCAGUGUAGCCUUAAAUAAUUAUAGAGCAGUGACGUUCUUGCAGAUUCUAUUCUUGAAAAUAUUGCAUCCUUUCUGUGUAUGAACUAUUUGGUUUAAUGUUUAGAAUGUUUCACGUAAGUCGUCUUAAAGUAUUAUAAAUGUAAAAAACUUGGUUAGUUCCUUUCUGUGGUAAGGGCAAGGUUGUGAAGGGCAGGAUAGCCAAGCAUGAUAUCACUUGAGCUGAAAACAAAUUUUAUGGAAUUUACUGUGGGACAUAUUUUUCUCUGUAAAUUUUUGCAACGAUUCGUGAUGACAGAUGUAGUGUCAGCAUCAGUACCUUCCAAACUGUCACACCUUUGGAGCAACUUUUUUGUUGUCUAAAGUUUAUGUUUUUGAUUUAUUCUCUUUUCUCCCCAAUGACUUACUCCUGCAAACUCCCCAGCACCCUGAGAAGCUGUCUGUGGCAGUCACAGGGCCUUAGAAGUCAGGGACAUUCUGCACCACUUACUUUAAGGUACUGGUGCAAAAUUUCUGUGCCCUGUACAAUUCCUAAAGAUUUCUGAAAUUAAAACCAUCAGUUUUAAUGUAGUGAAGAAGAAGAAGAAAACUUCUUUGAGGGAGACAUUUUAAUGUAGAAAUUUAAUAUAGAUUACUCUUACACAUACCAAUUCUAAAAAAUUUCAGAGGUAAAAUCAGGGAAUGAGGGUUGAGGGAAGGCCUUUUGGCCUGAGCUGUUUCAACUGGAAACUAACAGCAGAAUGCCCUUUUGUUGAACUGAGCCCUUUACUUCCUUAUCACACCUCUCUGGAGGAAAAAAAUUUGUCCUGUUUAAAGCAGUCUUUAAAAUUAUGGCUUGUCACUUGUAAGACAGACUGACUUCCUCCUGAAGCUGAAAUCUCAGUAACAACUAAACAUCCAUUUAGUUCUCCGACUGAUGUGCAUGCUUGCCUGCUGUUACUGUUAGUGAGAGGAGCCCAUGGGCAUCAACAGGAGAGCAGACCUCACCCUGAAAGUGUGAAGAACAAUAGGAUUUGCAGGUUAGAGAAGUAGUGCAGCAUGGAACCUGCAGCACAGCCAAAUGUGAUUUCAGUUAUGAAUGAAGGUAGAAAAGCAAACAGCCGUAUAUUGACACAAACUUGUUAUUUAAUAAUUCUCUCUUAUAUUUGUUUCUUCCUUUUCUCAGACUUUGAAAUAUUUUUAAAACUUAGUAUUAAAAAUGUUGAAGCAGUCCCCGAACACCUUGAUAAUUUUAACUGGAACAUUCAGCAAAGUUUAUUGUUAGAACGAGCCUUCAGGAAUGUUCUGUGGUUUUGGUCUCUAACUCAACUGCUAGAUUUCAGACUGCUUUGUUCUGAUGAUUGUUUUUGAGGGGAAAGUUGCAGGAGCAUUUCCUUGUCACUGAAUCAACAAUGCCUGUUGAAGAGAUGUCAUCUGAGAGCGAGAGCAUUAAAAUAAGAGAUGUCUUCAUACAGUAGCGGUGGCAGUGACUCACAUUCCACUCUUGGAGCCUUGUGGCCCUUGGAGGGCCCUACUCAAAGAAACUGUGACAUGGGAAUUGUGGGAGUUCAUACAUUCAAAGCAGCGCUGGUCUGUGUGGGCAUCACGUGGCUUCUAAACUAGUGUAUUUUACAGAGGUAGAUGUUUUUUAUUUGCCCAGGGUGAGUAGGGCAGGUGCCAAUUGACCUGUAGUGACAUGGAUUAGUUUAGCCUUAAGAACUUAUCACUGCCCCUCCUUAAGUUCAAGCAGGGUUUUUUCCUUUCUGCAGACUAUGCAGAAAUUUUAUGCACCCAGUGUAUCUGCUUAUAUUAUGCCUACCUGUCAAUAUGGCACAGUUAUGUUAGUGCUGGCAAGCUUAGUUCUUACAUUAGGUGGUGUGACUGAAUUAAUAAAUGGGCCUGGUACAUGCUGGAUCAGGUUUUACUGCUCAGGCUUACGCUGGUACCAAUACAGAAGUAAGAUCCUUCUGUGGAGGAGUGUGCCAGGAGUUAGGAAAGUGGGUAGUAUUGCUCCUGUAGGAAUGAAGACCAAGAAACAGCUAUGCCCAGAAAAUGGGCAAGGCUACCUUAUAGCAAGAAGGAAUCAUUCACUUCCUAGGAAGCAUGUGCUGAUUGAGCUGGCAUAAAGACCCUACUCAGGAGAGCAGAAGCAGUAAUACCAUAGCACUGAAGGAAUACCUCAUGGACAUUCAGGGAUGUAAUUAAUGUCAUCCUUUUGUCUCUUAUAUCUGAGGACAAGAGUCUUGCCCAUUUUAUCAGUACAAUUUUUUUGCUGUGUUUUGCGAAUCCUGUGGACAUUCACUGCGUGCUGAGGGUCUAAAGUGGAUUGCUUUUUAACUUUUGGUUUAUUUACAAAGCAUGAGUUUGAAUGAAUUUACAGAAUUAACUAGAAGCAUUAUCAUAGCUUUGAGAUGUAAUCUCUAGGCCAUAGUGCAAGCAAGGAGCAGGGCUUUGGAACAGUUUUGAUAGUCAGUUUUGCAAAUGGCUUAUUAUGACAUUUUAAGAAAAUUUCUAAGCAGUUGAAUGUAUUAGGGAAUAUUUACAAAAAAGGAGAUAGAGCAAUGAUCUUUUUUUACUAUACAGCUAGUUUGCUGUCCUUUCCAGUAAACCACAAGGUUCAUUAGUGCUCAGUACUGUUUUGUUUACGAUAACUGUUUUUAAUGUGAUUUUCAUGACGAAGUGUAAUUAGUGAAACCUUUUAUUCAAUUUUUCCCUUUCUUUGCUUUUUUUAAGGAGAGAUUUCUCCUUAUAUAGUAUAUAUACUUUCUUACAGAGCUUUCUUACCUAUUUUUAUAUAAGAUUUAACAAUGUAAGAUUAAAUGCUCUAUGAGCAAGCUAUAUCACUGUUAACACAAUCAAAAGUGCUAAUAUAAUGACUAAGGGCCUGAACCUUCUGCCUUUUACUCAGGUCCUGGUUUAACCAGAUGUAUUUCAUGUUGUGUAGUACCUUUCCCUGUAAGUAGUUCCAUCUAUUUCUUGGGAUGUCUCAGAGAAAGGCACUACUGACAUGAAUAACAGUGGUAAAACUGAGCCUCUUCUCCAUUCUUAGUGGGACAUCUGUCAUGAAUACAGGCUGCUGGCUCUGUCCCAAAGUAUAGUUAUAGAUUAUAGUUCCCUUGAUCUUCAGUGAUUUUGAACUUGUUUUUCUGGUGACUAUAACCUAAUAACUGAUCUUAGUGAAUACAAAUAUUGAAUUGUGCUGUUAUCAGCAAGAUUAUUAAAAUGUAUUUCACAUCUUCAUUCAUUCUAUCAUUGGGAUAUAAGGAUUUUGAAGCAUUAUACUGCAUAGACAUAGCACAUAUUCACCACAUUUCUAGAAAGUAUGGAAAAUACAGUAUGUAGCAUUUUCUUGCAUACUUUUAUACUGCCUGUAAGUCACCGAUGCACUCGGUGCCUUCCUUCUUUUAUAUAAAACUAAUGCAUAGAGAAACUAAAGUUAUGGUGUGUAAGCAAUGUCACUGCAACUGAAGAGAUGUCUUAAACUGAUUAUUUCUAGUCCAGGAGGUUUCAAAGGGCAGUUCAGUUUAACACAGUGCUUUAAAUUUCUUUGAAUUUGAAGUUUUCCCCUUUCCUUCCUCACGCCCUGUCCAAGGAACUUCCUCAUAUGACUGUUUAUUCUUAAUUGAUUCCUGUGUCUGAUGUAAGUCACAUGGUGUUAACCAAAGAACCAAGUCUGUUUCUAAUUAUUUGGACAAAUAAUGUUUGCACUUGCUAUUACGUAAAAGACAGAAAUGAUAUGAUGGAUCUCUGUUAACAAAUACAAAAUAGGCUUCUGUGAAUGUGACUCCCAGCUGAGAAUUCCAGAUACCUCUUUUCUGACUGGAUGUGCAUUGUUGUAUCAGUAGCAAAGUGUUUGGGUUGUAUUUCAUGGUGCAUUUUAAUCAAAAUCCUAUUACAGACAAAAAUGUAAGUCAGUCAGUGCUGUCAAAUUAGCUUGGUUUAGCCAUGUUAUACCUAUAUCUGAAGUGUGCUAUUUUGAGAACAGAUUUGGCUUUCCUGUGUCUGAAGUCCUGAUAUUGUACAAUAAUUAUCUUGUGUAUGCUGGUCUUACAGGAACAGACUGAUGCUGCAUUGUAUGUACAUUUCCUACCGGUAUCCCUUCAUUGUAUAAUUUAUGUAAUAUAACGCAGUUUUCAACUACUAUUUCAACCUGAAAUUCCUUAAAUUUCAGUGCAUGUAUAGCCUUAAAUAUUUAAGACACCAAGCACAGUUUUAAUGGGAAUAGGUUAUAUUUGCAAGUCCUGUUUGACACAGAAGUCAGAGAAUUAUUUUUAUAUAUCAGUCAAAGAUUGUAGAAAAAAUGGGUAUAUUGCAGUCAUCUUAUCAACCAUGCUCGUACUUAUAUGCAUUUAAAAAAAAAAAAGGGCAUUUUUACUAAGGUUUUUAGAGGUAAAAUAUCAGUGCUCAUUUCCUUUCUUGAAUUUAUUUUGUUUUCAUACUUUCAUUUCUGUACAGAACCGUGGUGCCCUUAACUAAUACCCAAGACUGAAUUCACACCUAUUUUCAGUAUUCCUUGAGCUGCUUUUCUUCUCCGUUCCUUUUUCAAACUGAAUAAGUGCUAAUUAAAAUUUCCCUAAAAAAAAAAAAUUUCCCUUUUUUUUUUUCAUUUUGACAGUAACAUAAUUAGAGCAAAUGACUGUUUGCAGCUGUUUAUGCAGCUUAUUAAAGUCUUAGAAGUUUGUUUGAAGCUGUCAUUAUAAUCCAGAUGAAGACAUACGUUUCAUGGCAUUUCAGUCCACAGCAGGUGAAAACGGGAGCUCUGGCGAUGAACGUGCAGAUCUGCACGUUGGGUGUCAGACUGUACAUCCCCAGAGGGAUUUAUAAUUAAAUGUCACAUUGUAUCUACAGUAUCUCCAGUUGUGUGUUGUCAGAUUCUUGUUGUUUUGUUUUCUUUCUUACUAACUAGCAAAAAACUACUUUUAUCAUCUUUGUGCUGCUGUAUAUUAAUCCUGAGGGUUUCCAGUGCGCAAGAUCGGUUUAAUGUUGUCAGUUCUCUUUCUGUGAAAAAAACCCUGGACUUUCAGCAUACACAUCCCAUUCCUGUUCCGGGGAGAGCCAGAAUGCCACCAGCUGGUUUUAGUUGUAUUUACCUGCACAGCACAGGUAACUUUAAUCCCAAGUUAGUUUGAGUGAAACAUGCUAUAGUAUAUUUUCAAACCAUGGAUCUGUCACAGCAUUAAAACAGUCAUUUUGCAUAUCUGAAACUUUGCAGCUGUGGAUUUGUAUUUUGUUUACUUCUAUCUCUGUGAAAUGUAUUUUUGUCAGUUUGAGGACUUUGGAUAUUACAAAGUAUUUUCUGUAUGUGGAAUCAGCUUUUUGCAUGUGAAUUUAAUUGCUGAAAAGUAUUUGAAAAAAAAAAGGAAAAAUCACUUUUAAAACUGGUUGUCGUCACUUUCCUUUGGAAUUCAUUAGAUUGUAAGCAAAACCAGACUUCACUGUUCAGAAGAUAGUAAUGCUUGGUCAACUAUUGGAGCUGCUGUCUGCAUUAAAAAAUAAUAAAAUAUUUUUUAAUUUUGGCAAGUUAAUCCUAGCCCUUACGCACAUUUUGGCUCUGUUUACAAAUUUCCUAAGUUACCCCAAUUCCCUUUCUGUUCCUCACAGUCUUUGUUGAUGUCAUGAAUCUUCUACUUAGAGAAUUUUAAAUUAACCAGUGUGAUAAUGUUCUAAAAAAUAUGAUGUGUAUACUGGCAAAUAAAGACACACUCAGGUGAUCA